AUGGCGGCACCCUCGGCGCUGACGCUAUGGGCGAGUCGCGACGUGACGUCCAUCGUGCUGUCGUCUGGCUGCGACUCCAUCGACGCGCUGCUCGACGGCGGCUUUCGCUCGGGUUUGCUGACUGAAGUCUGCGGCGAAGCUGGUGCUGGGAAGACGCAGGUGGGUCUCCAGUUGUUACUUCAGUGCCGUCUGCCGCGCUCCCUCGGGGGGCUGCAAGGCACAGCGUGUUACAUCUGCACGGAAGGCGUCAUGUCCAUCAAACGACUGCACGAGCUGGCGCACGUCUAUGCACGGCGACAUGUCAAAGCGGCUGUUUUCGGUGGAACGGGGAAACGGAAACGCCGUGAAGUAACGCCUACGGUCGCACCCAGCGACUUCCUGGACGGGAUCUUCGUCGAGCAACUUUACACCGUCACCGACCUUUUGCGUCUUCUGCAGACGAGACUACCAGCGCUGCUGGCAGAACACAACACCAAGCUCGUUGUACUGGACUCGGUCGCUGCCGUCUUUCGUCUCGAGUCCACGUCGUCUGUCAAGGACGCCGCCGAACGCGCCCGCACGAUGUUCUAUAUGGCCAAUUGUAUGCGCAUCCUCAGCGACCAGUAUGGCGUCGUGUUCGUGCUGACGAACCAAGUUACGGGCGACUUUGACGCUCGCUCGACGACACAUGGGAACGGUCUGCGUCCCGCGCUCGGGCUCUCGUGGUCGCACUGCAUCAAUCAGCGUCUGAUGAUUACUAGGAAUACAGACACGACGGAACGACAGCUCGAGGUGGUUUUCUCGCCGCACUUAGCGGCAACAACCUGCGUCUUCCACGUCACGACUGACGGCGUCCGACCUGGGAACGAAGACUGA
Messenger RNA from Peronospora matthiolae, 855 nucleotides. Lineage: Eukaryota; Oomycota; Peronosporomycetes; Peronosporales; Peronosporaceae. The record is from the annotation of a GenBank genome assembly.